Messenger RNA from Alexandromys fortis (reed vole), 1174 nucleotides. RefSeq names its product nascent polypeptide-associated complex subunit alpha, muscle-specific form-like. The record is from RefSeq and is a predicted model, not a curated record. The transcript has 2 exons. Lineage: Eukaryota; Metazoa; Chordata; Mammalia; Rodentia; Cricetidae. Bases 1 to 585 code for a protein of 194 amino acids.
AUGACAGCUCGCUCGGCCAGGCUCUUCCGGGCUCCGCGACCGCCCCCGCACACCCCAGCUCCGCCGCCCUCGCCCUCCCUCUCCCUCUGCCCGGCUCACCUCAGCCCCGUCGCCGCACGCGCCUGGCCUCCGGGAGGUGUGUGCUUCCCCUUCCCGAGUGAGCGGAGGGCUGCGCUCCGCCCUCCUCCGCAGCCCACGCGGGCCGGCCGGCGGGGGUCGCCCGCUACCACGGCGCAGCGCGCGGGAUGCCCGGCGGGGACAGACCCACUGACCCCAGACCGGCACGGAGGGACGAGGAGGGGCGGGGCGAGCGCCGGCGACGCGUCACCGGCCGCGACGCCAGCGUCGACACGUCAGCACCUAGCCACCCUCGGCCACGCCCACCCAGGCCGUCUGCAGGCCUGCGGGCUUGGGAUGGGUGUGGAUAUCUGCACGUUUCCUGAGGUAGCUGGCUUGCUGCUCGGCUCCUUUCCUGUGGUGAGCUCCUUGUUCCUUCCCUCUGUCUCCAGCGGCCUCUUCUUCACCACCCCAAGCCCCUCUCAUCUCUGCAAACAGCGUAGAGAACGCAACCGUAAUGUGUCCUAAUACUUACCAGACCUCUGUUCUAUAGAAGCAGCCAGUAUUAAGCGAAUAUUGAUCAAUUGCAGACGCACUGGAAAUCCUGUAUUCUAGACUGAGUAUGGUAAGAAGGCCUCAAUCGCGGUAGAAUUAUUCCACGGAUUAAAAUAAUGGAGAUAAUAAAAUAAUGAAGAUAACUCAGCCGAAAAGAAUCAUAAAGUAUAAAUGGAACUUGAUAGGAUUCAAUAAAAGGAAAAGUUACUGGAUUGUGAACAUGGAAGACCCAUCCUGUGACUUGUCCAAGUAAUAAAUAUAAAAUAUAUGACAUAUUUUAAAAGACUUAAGAGGAAGAUAAAUGUGAACUAUCAACUUUUUAUUUUGUUUUGAAAUAAUCUUUUGUAUGUUAGGCCAAAUGAAAUAUAAUUAUUUCAUCUGUUUUCACUUUUUAAAAUGUAAAUCUAGAAAUAUAUUUUUACCCCUUUGUAUUCUCAAGAAAGUUUUCCAAAUGAUGACUGAAAAACAAUCUACUGAAUACUAAUCUGGAGGAGGAAUAAUGUCCGGAAAGUUUGUCACAAGCAAAGCAAAAAGUAAAUGUACUCUGAUAACUAGCAACUCA